AUGGUUUCAAUUUCAAAAUUCCCUUUCACUUUACUACCCAAAAUCAAACCAAUUCUUGUCAACCUAAACCCUAGCAUGUCUUGGUCAUGUUCACGAUGCACAUUCUUGAACCCUCCUUCCCAAAAAUCAUCCUGCCAAAUAUGCUUAUCUGACUCACCAUUAUCAAUCUCAUCAGACCCUUCAAUUUCAGUCCCAAAACCCAAAUGGCCAUGUAAAGCUUGUACCUUUACGAACCCUUAUCACAGCAUAAGUUGUGAAAUAUGUGGUACUAGGGUUUCAGCUUCAGGACUUGCUACACUUGAAACUGAUGAUGAUGAUGAUGAUUUGAGUUCUUCUGUUGGCAACGUGUUCUUGCCUUUGAGGCCUUGUAACAAGGGUAAAAUAACAACUAGGGCUCCUAUUAUGGUUGAAGAUGAUGUGAAGGAGUCUGUUAGGUUUAGAUGUGCGAAUGCGGCAAACAAGAGGAAAAAUAGGGAGGAACCACUCGGGGUUGAAGUGGCUGAGGUUGAUGCUGCUAUGGGGUAUAGGGGUGUAAAGGCUGCUGCAACUAAAGCAAUUGAAAUAUCGGAUUCAGUGGAACAGGAACCAGGCAAAACUUUCUCAACCAGUAAAUCCAAAGUGUUGAAGAUCUUGACCUAUAAUGUGUGGUUUGCAGACAUAGAGAUGCACAAGAGGAUGAAAGCCAUAGGCAACCUUAUUGCGCUGCAUACGCCAGAUGUUAUAUGUUUUCAGGAGGUUACUCCAGAAAUAUAUGACAUUUUUCAGCACUCUGGUUGGUGGAAAAUGUAUUCUUGUUCCAUUUCAAAUGUGAUGGAAUUGACGAGAGGAUACUUCUGCAUGCAAUUGAGCAAACUUGCAGUGAAAUCCUACAGUUGCAAGCCAUUUAGCAAUUCUAUAAUGGGAAGGGAACUCUGUAUUGCUGAGAUUGAAGUUGAGAAAGAUAUGACCUUGGUUGUUGCUACCAGCCAUCUUGAGAGUCCUUGCCCUGGGCCACCCAAGUGGGAUCAAAUGUACAGCAAGGAACGUGUGGAGCAAGCCAAGGAAGCUGUGGAGCUGCUUGAGAGAAAACGGAAUGUAGUCUUUUGUGGUGAUAUGAACUGGGAUGACAAAUUGGAUGGUCAAUUUCCUCCAACUGAUGGAUGGAUUGAUGCUUGGGGCAAAAUGAAGCCUGAAGAAACGGGAUGGACAUACGACACCAAGUCAAACAAAAUGUUAAGCGCCAAUAGGACACUACAGAAACGUCUGGACAGGAUUGUCUGCAAACUGCAAGAUUUCUGUGUAAGUGAUGUUAAGAUGAUUGGAAAGGAUGCAAUCCCAAAUCUCACAUAUAUAAAGGAAAAGAAAGUGAAGAGUGAAGUUAAGAAACUGACACUACCUGUUUUGCCUAGCGAUCAUUAUGGUCUACUUUUGGAGAUCUCUCCUCAGUAGUCCAAAGUUGAGAGAUGUAUUGCUUAUUAUUCUCUCAGUGUAUCAAUGAAUGUAAAAGGGUCUUAAAAGCUUUUGCAGAGCACUUGUUUUUUUGUACAUUGCUACUACUUUACUAGUGCUCAUGUUUGCACCAGAGGAUAUUUUCUAUGCUAUGUUCAUAGGCUUCUUAUGAUAUCAGUAUUCACUUCUGUGCUGCA
Messenger RNA from Solanum verrucosum, 1625 nucleotides. RefSeq lists its product as uncharacterized. The coding region runs from base 1 to 1428 and encodes 475 amino acids. The transcript is spliced from 4 exons. Gene Ontology annotation, biological process: double-strand break repair. Gene Ontology annotation, cellular component: cytoplasm; PML body. Gene Ontology annotation, molecular function: single-stranded DNA binding; 5'-tyrosyl-DNA phosphodiesterase activity. Lineage: Eukaryota; Viridiplantae; Streptophyta; Magnoliopsida; Solanales; Solanaceae. The record is from RefSeq and is a predicted model, not a curated record.